AUGGACAGCAGCAUGAUGCACAUUUUAAAAGAGUGUGUACCCGCUCGGCCUGAGGAGUGUUUGGUAAAUUUAGACACUCUCCCUGAAGCGGUUCUCAACUCCUCAGUUAAUGAGAGCUGGCCUGGCGAGGCAGAACCUGAACCCUUGUCCCCUAUCGUCUCCAUCAUCACUGCUGUCUACUCCGUUGUGUUCGUCGUCGGUCUGGCUGGCAACUGCCUGGUCAUGUUUGUCAUAAUCAGGUACACUAAGAUGAAAACAGCUACCAACAUCUACAUUUUUAACCUGGCAGUGGCAGACGCCCUAGUGACCACCACCAUGCCCUUUCAAAGCACAGACUACCUGCUUAAUUCGUGGCCCUUCGGAGAGGUAGUCUGUAAGGUCUUUAUCUCUAUUGAUUACUAUAACAUGUUUACCAGCAUCUUCACCCUCACCAUGAUGAGCGUUGACCGCUACAUAGCUGUGUGUCACCCCGUCAAGGCCUUGGAUUUCCGCACACCUGUCAAAGCCAAGUUCAUUAACAUCCUGAUCUGGGUUCUGUCCUCUGCUGCUGGCAUCCCUGCCAUGGUCCUGGGGAGCACGAAGACCAACAAUGGCACUACUGAGUGUGCGCUGCAGUUCCCCGACCCCUAUGUCUACUGGGACACACUGAUGAAGAUCUGUGUCUUUGUCUUUGCCUUUGUGGUACCUCUGCUCAUCAUCAGUGUGUGCUAUACUCUCAUGGUGCUGCGUCUAAAGAGCGUACGUCUGCUGUCAGGCUCCCGCGAGAAGGACCGCAAUCUUCGCCGCAUCACUCGCCUUGUGCUGGUAGUGGUGGCUGUAUUUGUUAUAUGCUGGACACCGAUUCACAUCUUCAUCCUAGUCAAGGCCCUGGCUCCUGAAGUCCCUGAGACCACCGCCGUCAUGGGUGCCUACUUCUUCUGUGUGGCUCUUGGCUAUACCAACAGCAGCCUCAAUCCCAUUCUGUAUGCCUUUCUGGAUGAGAAUUUCAAACGAUGUUUCCGUGAUUUCUGCUUCCCAUCCUGUGGCAAAGCAGAUGGAGUGGGUAUGAUGCGGGUCAGGAGCACCAUCCGUGAACACACAUGCCCGGUGGAGGGCAGAGGCGAAGACGGCCAUGGUAGACCAGUAUGA
Molecule: messenger RNA, 1128 nt
Organism: Trichomycterus rosablanca
Lineage: Eukaryota; Metazoa; Chordata; Actinopteri; Siluriformes; Trichomycteridae
Gene: oprk1
Product: opioid receptor, kappa 1
Exons: 3
Coding region: 1-1128 (375 amino acids)
Biological process (GO): G protein-coupled opioid receptor signaling pathway; sensory perception of pain; neuropeptide signaling pathway
Cellular component (GO): neuron projection; plasma membrane
Molecular function (GO): neuropeptide binding; dynorphin receptor activity
Source: RefSeq, a predicted model, not a curated record